Molecule: messenger RNA, 1515 nt
Organism: Colletotrichum graminicola M1.001
Lineage: Eukaryota; Fungi; Ascomycota; Sordariomycetes; Glomerellales; Glomerellaceae
Product: endoglucanase B
Exons: 2
Coding region: 1-1515 (504 amino acids)
Source: RefSeq, a predicted model, not a curated record
AUGAAGUUCUUCACUGCUGCCCUCGCCUUGGCUUCCGCCGCCAACGCCCACACCCUUUUCUCGGAGCUCUACAUCAACGGCAAGUCCCAGGGCGAUGCUACCUGCAUCCGUAUGCCCAAGGAUGGCGCCACAUCCACCUCCCCCGUCGCCGGACUGACUAGCCAGGACAUGGCUUGCGGCAAGGACGGUCAGAUCGCCGCCGCCUACACUUGCGCCGCCCCCGGCAACGCCCAGCUGACCUUCGAGUUCCGCCAGUGGCCCGACAAGCGCCAAGAGGGCUCUAUUGACCCCUCUCACAAGGGACCUUGCGCCGUCUACGUCAAGAAGGUUGACGACAUGUCCUCUCCCGCCGCCGGCCCCGGCUGGUUCAAGAUCUGGGAUGAGGGUUACGACGAAUCCACUCAGAAGUGGUGCGUCGACAAGCUCAUCGACAACAAGGGUCUCCUCACCGUCGAGCUCCCCUCCGGCCUCCCUGCCGGCUACUACUUUGUCCGCACCGAGGUCCUCGCCCUCCACCAGGCCGUCAGCCUGAGGGACCCCCAGUACUACGUCGGCUGCGCCCAGAUCUACAUCCAGAACGGCCCUUCGGGAGCUCUCGAGAUACCCUCCGAGUACGCCGUUAGCAUCCCCGGCUACAUUGACGGCUCUGAGCCCGGCAACAACUUCAACCUCUACGAUAACCCCAAGUUCCCCUACCCCAUCCCGGGUCCCGCGCCCUUCAGCCCCACCGGCACUUCUUCGAGCGUCAAGGCCGCAUCGUUCGAGGGUGGUGUCCCAGGCGACUGCUUGAUCAAGAACGCCAACUGGUGCGGUAAGGCCGUCGCGGCCUACAGCUCCGAGACAGGCUGCUGGGCCGGCGUUGACGCCUGCUACGCUCAGGGUAAUGAAUGCUUCGACUCGGCCCCGCCGACCGGCGCCAGCAACUGCUACAUCUGGAACGACAAGAUGUGCAAGGGCCUCGAGGCUCAGUGCCGGGCCAAGAACUUCAACGGUCCCCCUCAGAUCGAGAUGGAGGCGACCACCUCCUCCCCCCCAGGCCCCAUCCCCGCCGCCGUGAACCUCAACCUGCUCGGCGGCUCUUCCAACUCCAACACCGGCUCCGCCCCCGCUCCCUCUGCCGCCGCUUCUUCCGCCCCCGCUCCUGCUCCCUCCGCUGCCGCCUCAUCCCCUGCUGCCGCCGCCACCCCCGUGGCCGAGUACGCCCCCGUAGAGCCCGCUGCCACCAGCAAGCCCGCUCCCACCUUUGCUGCCGUCUCCUCCGCGGCCCCGGUCCCAGCUACUCCCACCGCCGCUGCCCCUGCCGCUCCCACCGCCGCUAACGGCCUCAAGAUCUCCACUGACGGCACAUGCGGUGGCGAGACCGGUCUCACCUGCGAGGGCAGCAAGUUCGGCGCCUGCUGCUCCGCCAGCGGCAAGUGCGGCAGCAAGAUCCUUCAGUGCAGACCUUCGUGCGGCUGCCAGAGCAAGUUCGGUCUCUGCCUCGAGCCCUCCAGCCUUCGUAAGAGCACAUACUAA